AUGCCUGUGUUUUACUCGCCUGUUCCGGAGAACCUGCAGAUGGGCCUGGCCUACAUGGGAGGCUCCGUGUUCACAAACAACAGGACAGCGGACAGCGACUACAGCAGGGAGCAGGAGGAUGACAUGGAAGAAUUUGUGCAGAGCUCUGGGGACGCUGGCAUCGUGGUCUUUUCUUUAGGAUCCAUGAUUAAGAACUUGACCACUGAUAAGGCAGACAUGAUAGCCACGGCUCUGGCUCAGAUUCCACAGAAGAAUGACUUGUUGGGUCACCCGAAAACAAAAGCCUUUAUCACUCACGGUGGGACAAAUGGGAUUUAUGAGGCCAUCUACCACGGAGUUCCCAUGGUGGGCAUCCCCAUGUUUGCUGACCAGCCGGACAACAUGGUCCAUGUAAAGGCCAAAGGAGCUGGACUUAUUGUGGACUUGAACUUCAUGACAGCUGAGGACCUCAGAGAUGCACUAAAGACCGUCAUCAAUGACAAAUCCUACAAAGAAAACACUAUGCGGCUCUCCAGGAUACACCACGACAGACCCAUGAAUCCUCGAGAUGAGGCAGUGUUCUGGAUCGAGUUCACCAUGAGGAAUAAGGGAGCAAAGCACCUGAGGGUCCAGGCCCACCAGCUCACCUGGUAUGAGUACCACAGCCUGGAUGUGCUGGCCUUCCUCCUCUCCAUUGUCCUGUUGGUCAUAUUCAUCCUCGUCAAGGCCUUCAGCUUCUGCUUCAGGAGGGCCACUGUCGGUCCUCCUGACAACCGUCCAGGCACCAUGAAGCCGUGUCUCUCUGUUUGGGUCCUGCUGGCGUGUUCGCUGACCUGCGCGAACGGAGGGAACAUUUUGGUGUGGUACACUGAGGCCAGCCACUGGAUCAACAUGAAGCCGGUUCUGGAGACGCUGGUGGACAGGGGACACCAGGUGACCGUCCUGGUUCCCAGCUCCUCCAUGUUUAUGAACAGCAGUGAGGCGUCCCGCUUUCACUAUCAGCCCUUCAAUGUCUCCGUUUCAAUGAAGGACCUGGAGGAGCUUCUAGAGGAUUUUUUGUACUUCUCCAUGUAUGAGAUGGAUCAUAUGAGCUACCUGCAGAUUUACAAUAAAUUCUUGGAAUUUAUUCAAACUAAUGCGGAGUAUUCCUUCAGUAUGUUGGACGGUGUGGUGAAAUCAGAACCCCUCAUGAAAAAGCUGAAGGAGGGAAACUUUGAUCUUCUUCUGGCUGAUCCAAUCUACGCUGGCAGUGACCUAACGGCAGACAUUUUGGACAUCCCUCUGGUCGUCUCCCUGCGUUUCUCCUUAGCAAAUAACUGGGAGAGGCUCUGUGGUCAGCUUCCUGCUCCUCCUUCAUUUGUUCCUGGUGCUAUGAGCAAACUCACAGACAAGAUGAACUUCAGAGAGCGACUGUGGAACUUUCUCUUUUAUGCUCUGCAGGACGCCGUUAUUGAAUAUACUGCUUGGAAAGAGUUGAACAAAUAUUACUCUGAAUUUAAAGGAACACCCACCAGUGCCUGUGAAAUGAUGGGCAAGGCAGAAAUAUGGUUAAUACGAACAUACUGGGACUUUGAAUUUCCUCGGCCAUUUUUACCAAACUUCAAGUUUGUUGGGGGGAUCCACUGCAGACCUGCCAAACCUUUACCAAAGCCUUUUGACGAGGCCGAUGAGAGAGAUGGGGACAGAUAG
Menidia menidia (Atlantic silverside) is the source of this 1668-nucleotide messenger RNA. The record is from the annotation of a GenBank genome assembly. Lineage: Eukaryota; Metazoa; Chordata; Actinopteri; Atheriniformes; Atherinopsidae.